Molecule: messenger RNA, 270 nt
Organism: Candidula unifasciata
Lineage: Eukaryota; Metazoa; Mollusca; Gastropoda; Stylommatophora; Geomitridae
Source: the annotation of a GenBank genome assembly
AUGAUUAGUUGUUUGCCCACAACUUCUGCUUCACCGCUAUCUUUCACACCUGCGUGCGCGACAUUAUUUGAACUUAAAGACUUGUUUGGCAGUUUCCAAGGCUUUGUUCGACUUCGAAUGCACAAUAAAGGGGGAUCACCAGUUGCAUUUGUUGAAUUCCAGGACGUCAGACAAGCGCAGGAAGCCAUGACUAGACUCCAAGGAUUCGUACUAUUGUCUUCAGAUCGGGGUGGCAUCAGGAUUGAAUAUGCUAAGAGUAAAAUAGGUGAU